Messenger RNA from Pocillopora meandrina, 12877 nucleotides. The record is from the annotation of a GenBank genome assembly. Lineage: Eukaryota; Metazoa; Cnidaria; Anthozoa; Scleractinia; Pocilloporidae.
AUGAGCACCGUUUCACCAGCUUCUCUCGAAGAAAUAUGCCUGAGCUUUAUCAGUGCUAAUAUUGAAGAUUUAUGCCACAAGGAUGUUCAAGGUGUCCAGUACGGCGAGGUUUCUUGUCAAAAACUUAGUUUCAUUUCUCCGUUAUUUCUCCACGAACACCUGGCAGACAAUAUUAUGAGAUGUCUCUCCCGUGAUGGAAACCUGACAGAUAGGACUGCAUCUUUAUUUGUUGAUCCGCGCAGAUGUAGAAUCAGAAAUUUCAAUCUCAGGAAAUGUCAGUUGAGUUUUUCAGUGCUGAAACUACUCCUUGGAAAACACAGAGUUGAGAAACUAGACUUAACUGAAACAAAAAUGUUCUCCUCGUCUUUAUUUUUUCUACUGCUGAAUGGAAUGUCAUCGACAGUUAGGGAGUUAAAUUUGAGUUGCACAUCAUUUGUCUUAGACUUUGCUGCCAUGAAGCCACUGAGCUGUUUGACCCAUUUGGAUGUGAGCCAUUGCACUCCUAUAAAUGACCACUUGAUGUCGGUUGCUGCACAGAAUAUGGAUCGUUUACAACACAUUAAUGUCUCUAACACUGCGAUAAGACAUGUCUCUUCAUUUGGGAAACUGAGAGGUCAGCUGAAAACAUUAAUCGCUUUUAACACACCAGUAGCAUGGACAAAACCUGCUGAGUUCAAGGACUUUACAUUAUUACAAAAGCUUGAUAUUUCAAGAAGCUCUGAUAAUGAUUGGCACCACGAUGGGACGAUAGAGUCUAUAAAAUUUGAUGAAAUGCUUACAGACCAAUGUAUGAUGCCAAACCUGGUCUCUCUGGAUAUUUCAGGUGUUUCCGCAGUAACAGCAGACGCUUUGCAGUCAUUUCUUAGUUCUCAUCCUAAACUUGAGUUCCUUGGCCUUUGUUUGAUGUCACGGAAUUUACAAGAACAACUGGAAAGAAUUUCUCCUCUUCUUAAGGUAGAAGUAUCAUAAUAAUAUAAUGAACUAAUAAUAUGAAACAGUGAAAAAAAUUUCGUUGUUUUGAACCAGAAUGGUGGAAAUCCUUAAAGUUUACUGGAAAUAUUUUGCAAUUUUCAUAAAAUGCCUUCAGAGUUCCAUAUUGUUCAGAGACUUGAUGUGAAGUCUAUACUCAAACCUCAGUGGCCCAUUUUGCUGCAGCUUAUCCCAGUUUACUUAGCAUGAAGCAACUUAGAAUGAUACUUAUAUACUCCCUCCUUGGACAGGAUCCCAGUCUAUCACAAGAUUACCCCCAACAAUCAUCAGGUUCUUUUCAAAGUGCCUUAUCAGAGUUUAAGUCACAUUACACUUAUGUGCAGUACAACUUGAUAUGGCUUUUAACUUAAGGGAUAUGUGACUUGGCUGCAUAAUAUUUAGUGUAAUUUUCUAAAAUAUUUUUAUUGAUCAACUGCUCUUCAUAAGCUUCUCCUCAUACUAUUUGCAUCUCAAAGUCAACAAUCAAAUUAACUGAUGUAGCUUCACUUUCAUCAGAUUACAGGUGAAGCUACUGAGAAACAGAUCCUUUGUUCAUUGCAAAUGUACCCAGACAGAGCUGAUUACAUGAGAGAAGCUUUGAAGAGAUUGAGUUGCAUCAAUAAUCAUUGGACAGCAAGAAAACCACAAAUUCUCAAGGUACACAACGAAAUGGCUCACUUAAUAAACUUAAGGUUUAUUAGGGUCCUUUGAGCUGUAACAGUGAUCAUCAUAUCCAGAAAAAAAUUUUUUAACCUAUAUUCAUUUUGAACUACAUUUUCUGAUUUAUGACAGCAGCAAUGUGAGUAUUUAACCCCACUGACUUAACAACCACAAGCAGGUUUUUCAUUAAGUUUAGAAAUUGCAGAAUUCACUACCUGCAGUGCAGAAUUCUCCAACUACAGUUCAAAGGCCUAAGGAAUUUUGUUUUCAUUCUUACUGCAUUUCCUAUGAAAACCCUGCAGAACUGAAAAAAAUUCUUUCGAGAAUGUUGUCUCUUAAUAUUUUUCUUUGUCAAAGGGGAAAGUCUUACCUAUAUGAUGCUUUGAAAUCCUUAGGAUUUAAAAUUAGUUUAAUUCUUCUUAAUUCCAUUUGUACAGCUUGUUCUUACUCCACUGGAAAAACAUCUGGGUGAUCUCCAUGUUCAAGUAGGGGCUAUGUAAGUUAAUAUUCACAAAGAUUCUUGAAUAGUUAUGAUAAUUAUUCAAAAUAAAACAAUUUUGUUUAUUAAAAUUAAAAAAUUUUCUAAAAAUUUUGAUUAUUUUCAAAUCAAAGUUUUGACCAUAGAAUGAAUGUUCUUUUGAAUUCAGAACUUGCGUAUUAAAAAUUAUCAGAGAAAAAGGAGGGGAAGCAGGGCCAGAAGUGCAUCCCCAUUUGUUAAGGUAAAAUUAUUUCUGGAUACAUGAUUAGGUAUGGUUAAAACACUUUCAAAACAUUAUUAGGGGGCUGGUGUUGUUGUACAACAGAAGAUAACAAUAGUAUUCUGGGCAACCAGGCGGUCACCAUGGCAAUCAAACCCCAGCCCUCCUUUAAUGCCUGUCAACACAACACAAAAAAACCAGUGUUUGAAAUGGUUAAUGUAGUACUCAAAAGUUGGCAGUUAAGCGAGAGGGGUGGGGAGUGCAAACCCUCCAUGCCCCCCCUCCCUUCUGAAUCUCAUUUGUCAAAACACAGCCUUAUCAAUCUUAGGAAGAGAGGUGGUAAUUUUCUCUUUAAAUUUAUUAUUUGAUUUGUUAAAAUGGAAUAAUUAGUCAGAAUCUUUUAAAGUUAAAAUGCACUUUGUGCAAGUUAUUCCCCCAACUUGCUUACUCUGACAACAGAAUGAUAUCCAAUGUGAUUAUUUUUAGUUAUAUCUUCUGUUGGAUUUUUCAGUAAAGUUGCAUCUUUGGUUCUAUCAGCAAUGAGAACCUUUCCAGAAAAGCAUCAGGUAAGAAUUUGUUUUAUUUAUAUAUGAUAAAUGAAUCACGACAAACAGUAAUCUACCAUCAAAUACACUCUAUUAUGUCUUGAUUCUGCUUGAUCUUAUGACAAAAUGAUAGAAGAACAAUAUGAAAUAUCAGAAAAUAACCAGAGCAGAAUUAAUGUGUUCAUUGACUGAGUGCAAGGAACAGACAGGAAAUUUGUAUACAGCCUCAUGCCAAUAUUUUCCCGGUCUGCAUAACCUAACUCAAUAACUCAAUGUUUGUCAUGAUCAUUGCCCCUUUUCCUUUCUCUCCUUAGUUUUUGCGGAUCUGUAUGUUAAUUUUGCAGACACAACAAAUUCGUGAAAAAGCAGUAAGUAGAAAUGAUUCAAUUAUUGUAAAUCAUCUCCAGCAUGUUAAAUGAAUAGUGGCUGUAGAAUAUGGACCAAAAAUUUAGGCAGUAUAACUGUCAUGAGAUGUAUGUCACAAAAUAGAGUUAGGAAGCAAUAACUUUUAUUUUUACUCUCCAGACAUUCAACUACUUUGAAGCAUCAUGCUUGGUUAUGGAUGCUCUGUGCAAUUUCCAUGGUAACCAGGAUACUUGUCAGCUGGCUAUAAAGCUAUGUGCAAAUCUGUGUGCUAAGGUAUUGCAGUAUACAGAACUAACAAAUCCCAUAAAAAUUGCAUUUUUGGACAGAUUCUUUGCUCAAUUUGACACUCAAAUAUUGGAAAAGCAUGAGAAGCAUCCAUUAUUCAAGAUGUUUGCAGGAACUAAUAAAAGGGGAAAUGUUAAUGAAAGUUUGGAUAGAUGCUAGAAUCUGAACAACUCCACAUGCACCUACCCCUCCCCUAACCCAACAUUGACUUGACUUGUCAUCAGUUGGCUGUUGGUGGUUAGGGGAGGGGUACGUGUGUAAUUGCUCAGAUACUGACAUUGACCCAAAAUUUCAUUAGCAUUUCCCCUUGAAUUAGUAUACCUGCAGAUAUUUUGAAUAGUAAGUGCUUCUCCUGCAUAAAUAUGUACUUCUUCUUCCUUCCCCUCCUCUCUCUCUCUCUCUCUCUCUCUCUCUCUCUCUCUCUCUCUCUCUCUCUCUCUCUCUUUAUUGUUAAGUUACCUUGUUCACCAAAUUAGUAAACUCUUUCAUUCUCAGAAGUGAUUCUCAUAUAACUUCUUCCUAUAAUAUCCAUACAUUAUCCAGCAAACAGAUAACGAGAGUAUUCAAACUUAUCUGGUAGAAGUUCUUUAUAUUGAUCUAACACCAAAUUCCUGCAUCUAAUUUUCAAGGAAAUGUGUAGCAGCCAAAGGGGAGAAUUAACAAUCAGAUCUUUGAGUCUGCAAAGAUAUGCAUGUCUAGACAAUUAUUUUAAUGACUAAAACUAUUAACUCGAGUGGUUCCCUGCUGUAAUUUGAAGUAUCUAGGGUUACUAAUUAAAGGCUUUUCUGAUUCCACACCUGUGCAGUUGACUCAGCAAGAAAAACGUGCUCUUGGCUCAGAGAAAAACAUUAUGGUGAAGAGACGUAACAUAUUAAUCAAUAAAAUUAAAUUCUUAAUUCAUUUAAUCAGUGAUGUUAUUAAUCAAAGCAGCAUUUUUUGGCAUGAUAAUCAGGUAUUUAAAUAUCUCAAGUUGUGGUUGAUUAAAUUACAGUUCAAAGGCCAAAGGAAUUUUGUUUUCAUUCCUACUAAUACAUUUCUUAUGAAAACCCUGCAGAAGUGAAAAUAAUUCAUUUGAGAAUGUUGUUUCUUAAUCACAUUUUUCAUCGUUAAAGGGAAAACUCUUGUCUAUAUGAUGUUUUGAAAGCCUAAGGGUUUUAAACUAAUCAAAUUCUUUUUAAUUCCAUUUGCACAGCUUCUUCUCACUCAAAUGGAAAAACAUCCAAAUGAUUUCAACAUUCAAAGUGCAGCUAUGUAAGUUAUAAUAUUCACAAAGAUUGAUAAUAUUCAUUAAAGACGUUUAGUUAGGAUAAUCAUUCAAAAUAAAACAGGUUUGUUUUUUAUAAAACAAAUUUUCCAAAAAUUAUUUUUAAAACAUUAAGUUUUGACCCUAGUAUAUAAACAUUACAAUUUAUUAACAUUUUUUGGAUGUUCUUUUGAAUUCAGAACUUGUGUAGGUAACAUUGUCAUAGCAAGAGGAAAGGAAGCAGACCCAGAAGUGCAUCCUUAUUUCUUAAGGUAAAUUCUCACUGAAUACAUGAUUAAGUAUGUUUGAAAUACUUCCAAAGUGGUAUUAGAGGGCUGGUGUUGUUAAGCAACAAAACAUAGCAACAGCUCUCUUGGCAACCAGGUGGUCACCCUGGCAAUCAAGCUACAGCCCACCUUUACGCACCUAUCAACACAACGCAAAAAAUACCAGUGUGUUAAAUGGUUACUUACUCAAAAGUUGGCCAUUCAGGGAGGGGUGGGAAAGGAAGGGGAGAAGUGCAAACCCUCCAUGCCCCCCCUGCUACAUGUCAUUGGUUAAACCACUGCCUUGACAACCUGAGGUAGAAAGGUGGUUAAUUUUCACUUUUAUUAUUUGAUUAGAUAAAAGUUAACAAUUAGUCAGAGUCUUUUUAAGUUAACAUGCUGUUUGUACAUUCAAUGUGAUUAUCUUAAGUUAUCUUCUGAUUGACUUUUCAGUAAACUUGCAUCUUUGGUUCUAUCAGUAAUGAAAACCUUUCCAGAAAAGCAUCUGGUAAGAAUUUGCAUUAUUUAUGAUAAAUGAAUCAAGGCCAACAGUAAUCUACCAUCAAAGACUCUCUAUUGUGUUUUGAUUCUGCUUGAUCUUAUGAUAAAAUGACAGAACAAUGAAACAUUAGAAAAUAAUCAGAGCAGGAUGAAUGUAUUCAUCAACUGAGCACAAGGAACAGACAGGAAGUUCUUACAUAGCCUCAUGUCAAUAUUUUCAAGGUCUGCCUAAACUAACUCAAUCACUCAGUGUUUGUCAUGAGCACUGCCCCUUUUUCUUUCUUUCCAUAGCUUUUGUUGAAGUGUAUGUCAAUAUUGGGGUUAAAACAAGUUGUCACAAAAGCAGUAAGUAGAAAUGAUUCAAAUAUUGUAAAUUUAAUCUCCAGUGCAUUGAAGGAAUAUUGGCUCUAGAAUAUGCGCUGAACAUUUAGGGCAGUAACUGUUAAGAGAUGUAUGUCAUCAAUUAGAGUUGGAAACAAAUAACUUGAUUUUUACUUUGCAGACAUUCAACUACUUUGAAGCAUCAUGCUUGGUUAUGGAUGCUCUGUGCAAUUUCCGUGGUAACCAGGAUAUUUGUCAGCUGGCUAUACAGCUAUGUGCAAAUCUGUGUGCUAAGGUAUUGCAGUACAGUACAAACAAAUCCCCAAAAAAUUGCAUUUGUGGACAGAUUCUUUGCUCAAUAGGACAAGCAGGAGAAGCACUCAUUUUAUCAAGAUGUUUGCAGGAACUAAUUAAAGGGGAAAUGCUAAUGAAAGUUUGGAUAGAUGCUAGAAUCUGAGCAACUCCACACCUACCCCUCCCCUAACCCAACAUGAACCCCUAACUUGUCAUCAGUUGACUGUUGUUGGGUGAGGGGAGGUGUAGGUGUGCAGUUGUUCAGAUUCUGGCAUUGAUUCAAACUUUCAUUAGCAUUUCCCCUUGAAUUAGUGCCUGCAAACAUCUUGAAUAAUAAGUGCUCCUCUUGCAUGAAUAAAAACUUCCACCCCCUUCCCCCCUCUCUCUUUUAAUUGUUAAAUUACCUUGUUCACUAAAUUAGUUAACUCUUUAAUUCUCAGAAGUGAUUCUCAUAUAACUUCUCCCUAUAAUAUCCUUACAUAAUCCAGCAAACAGUUAACAAGAAUACUCAAACUUAUCUGCAUGGUAGAAGUUCUUUAUCUUGAUCCAACACCAAAUUCCUACAUCUAAUAUACAAGGAAAAGUGUAGCAGCCAAAGGGGAGAAUUAAUAAUCAGAUCUUUGAGUCUAUGAAGACAUGCAUGUCUGGACAAUUAUUUUAAUUAUUAAAACCAUUGGUUUAAGUGGUUCCCUGUUGUAAUUUGAAGUAAGUAUCUGGGUAAUACUAAUUAAAGGCUUUUCUAAUUCAUACCUGUGCAGCUUACUGAGGAAGAAAAACUUGCUCUUGGCUCAGAGAAAAACAUUAUGGUAAGAGACAUAACAUAUUAAUCAAUAAAAAUCAAUUUUAAAUUCAUUUAGCGAUUGUUAUUAUAUCAAAGCAGCAUUUUUUGGCAUGAUAAUCAAUUAUUUAAAUAUCUCAAGUUGUGGUUGAUUAAAUGUGUCUUCCAACUAUAAACUAGGUCUUUACUAAUCAUGCAGUUCAUUUUAAAAAUACAGACCAUGUUUAAUAUUAUUCAAGAAAAGAUCAGUGCAAGACAGGUAUGGAUCAGAUAGAAUUUGCAACACUAUAAUGAAAUAAUUUCAUAAUACAAAUGUCAUUUUUUUUAAUGGAGCAAGCAGAUUAAAGAAAGAUUAGGUUAGGCCUUGUGCACUCAGGGUCAUCACCAUUUUGGUUUAUUGCUGUAUGAUAUUGUUGCAAUGCCUUUGAGCAGAAUUUUUUUCAGUUUAAGAGAUAUGAUCAUCACAAUAGAGGAACACAAAGCUAGCACGUUUUCUAGAAAUAGAAAACAUGGGAAAGCCAAGACUUGAAUUAAGUUAAACAUUUUUUUAAGGUUACUUGAUCUGACUGUCAAUUCAAAUUAGCUGCUUUCAUAAUUAUAAUUAUAUUUUCUCAUUUUCUUUAUCUCAGUUGACUUGCAAUAAUUUUAUCCAAGAUUGUUAUAACCAAUAUCUCCUUCUAAGAAAUUGUUCUCUACCUUUUCAUCAUCAAUAAUUAUUAAUGAUAUUUUAGAUUACUUUAUGCAGUCUUUUUUUUUCUAGGAGGAUCUCACAUUGAGUAAUGCAUUUACUGUUCUAGAGAAAUUAACUGGUAUGCAAUGUUUUUUAAUGUCACUAUGACAAAGGGCUAACACUUUAUAGUGGCCAAUUAACAUUAUUAACCCUGUUGGAAUAGUAAAUUACUAGUUUCUUUAGAACUUACUCCCUUCACUUGAGCUAAACUCAGUUUUCAGCCUAAGGAGUGACCAGGAGACUGGUUGUCCAAGUAGAUAGGAUGUUGGCUCAUUGCAAGUUACUCACCCACCCCACCCACCUCUGCCAUUUCAUCUUUUUCUGAGAGUUUUUCCAAGGCAUUAUGAUAUUAUUAUAGAGUUCAGUGCUUUUCCCUAGAAUACAAUACAAUGACCCUUUCCCAAGUUCAGCAAACCAAGAGUUAAAGGCUCUUUCCAUGAGCUGUCCAGAUAAAAAAAUAGUUCUUUCUGACAUUUACAGAUGAGACACCGAGCACUUGUUCUCUGUUUGUUGAGAAAGGAGGUUUUCAAUUGAUGGUGCAAGGCCUGAAGGUAUACAAGAACAUUCUUUUCUAGAAACUGCCAAGUAAAUUCAAACAAACUGCCAGGAGGCUGUGUGGCUGAGUGGUUUAAGGGUGCUCAGGACUUGUAAUCUGGUCAUCCUGGGUUCAAUUCCUCUACCCUGCCAUUCAUUGGAUUUGUUCUCAGUCACCCCAAGUUGAACUCCCCAGCUGUGCUGUGUAAAUAGCUGAUUGGCCUGCCUCCUGGCAGUUGGAAUUUCAAGCACUGUAUGUUUUAUUUCAGUCACUGUAAAGUGCUAUUGAAUAGCAAUAGAAAUAGCUCAACAUUGUCCACCACACAGUAUCAAAUAGCAACAUGCACACAGCACAACAGAGUUCGAGUGUUUUUAAGUAAAUAUGUUUAAGGUUUUCACAGCUCCCACACACCCCUCAUCAACAAAACUGGGAUCAGACAGGAUCAGAUCAUGGAUCAGGUCAUGGAUUACAGAUGGGGUCAUCAGGAUUGCACCACGGAUUGAAAAAGAAAAGUUUAGAAAAGUAAAAAUCAGAUCAUUUAAAAAAUAAUAAUACUUAAAAUAUGAGAUCAAAAAACCUAAAAUAUAGUAAUUAAAUGAGAAAUGUUACAUGACAAACUAAAAUAAAGUUUGCAUAACAUAAUGGAGCUUAGGCCCCACUGGAAGUUUGUGUCCAUGACCCAGUCCAGCCCAAUCCAGAUUUUGUUGACACUGCCACACACUUACCCAAGUGCUAACCAUAGGCAUAGUGUUGCCAAAUAUAGUAUGGUUUUACUUCUUAACAGUGCAGUUACAGUCAACAAUUUUAUGUUUAAUCUGAUGCAUUAUUAAAUCAACUCUAGGUGUUCAGAGAAGGAAGCCAAGAGAAAAAUUUUGGAAUCAAAAAGGAUCUUCUUAUAGAACUGGUAAGCCAUUAAGAAAAGCCUAUUAAGCACAGGUCUACCACAAGGCUAAACAAUCCUGCUCUGAGUUUAUCAUUGAUUCUAAAGUCAUUGUGUAUAUGGUUUCCAGAGAUAACAUUUAAGUCUUCUGUGAUGAACAGUUACAGAAAAGUAGAAAUGGGAAGCUAAAUAUCAUGCACCAGGAAAGAAAAGGCAAUGACAGAGCAUUUAAAAACAUUUCAUGCCUUUGUUAAUCUAACUUUACCUUAGGAACCUAAGCAAUCACAAAUGAAAACCUCACAACUUUCAGCAUGACCACUGAACUCAGGCUGCCAAUUUGACACCCUUUGACCCUUGUUUGCCAAAAGCUUUUGCCAUUUGCCAUGGCUUCCAAAGUGGUCAAAGCUUAGAGGAGUGCCACAAUUUUUCAUAACAAUAAGGCCUCACUUAAAGAUUGAGAAUCAAAUGUGCCUUUGAGGUUUUUUUCCCCAGAUUGUGGAAAAUGUCUUGACAGCUACAAACAGGAAUCAGUCUAUAGCCCAAAGCAAUUGAAUUCAUUUUGAUCCUCAUUAUUCUGUUUUAGAACAUUAUUGCUGAGGUCCCAAGUCUGAGGCACUUACUUGUCACAGAUGAAUUCAUGAAUCUUAUGGGGUAAUGUCUUUUUCUGUUUGACAAAUGUUUGAAAACAAGUUAGGAAUGUCGAGUUUGUUUGCAACAAAUUAAAGUGGCUUUGAAUUUACACAUCAAGUGAUUUUUCAAAGCUUUGCAACAAGAUCAAAUUCAACAAUUCAGACUGAAAGGCACAUGAAGCUAAUUAAAAAUUAGACUGAGUGUUUUUAAGAGCUGGAGGCUGUUAAAGUAGUGUGGCUUAUAGCCGCAAAUGCUAAUCACUCGUAUUUCAAACUUUACUAGAACAAACUUGACACAUUGUUGAAUACAGUAACUGAAAAUAACAAAAUUACAAACACGAAUGAGCAUAAAAUAACUUACAUCAUAUGAGUGAAAGUACUGGAAAAUGACAAAGGGAAAUAAACAAGAACACUUACAAGACGAAUGUGACCAAACCAAAGACGAAAACAUGAAACCCAGAGCUAGAUAUUAUGUAACAAUAAUUUUCGCAAACUAGACAACUAACCAAAUAAAUUACGUGCGAACAAUAUAUAUACAAUAUGCAAAUAAAUAUAACAAGUACAAAACUGGUAACUGACAAAGGACACUAAUAAAAACAAGAACACUUAACACGAAACUAUGAAACACUAACACUAACAAAAAAUGAUAAUACAAAUUCUUGUGCCUACAUGGCUAUAUUGACAUUUUUAAUCAAGAAAUGUUUUAAUGUGUGGAAAAGUAUUAGUCAAGGGCAUUUAAUCAAAAUUGUUGUUUGAGGAAACAAAUGAAAAUGUGUUUGCCAUUAAUCCAACAAUUAACUGAUAAUUAUUAUUUGUUAAUGGAAAAAAAUCAGUCUUAAUCCAUGGAUCUAAAGUAAAGCUUAAUUCCUGUCUUCUGUAGGUCUCUCCUGGAUGACGGGCUUCUCCAGUUAUCCUAUUUUUGUGGUGGAAUUUUGUCCAAUGUUAUGCUGGAGUGGUCUGAUGACAGAGAGCCAAUGUCACACAGCAAACAGUAUUUACUUCAUAGGCUGGUAGAUAUUAGCAGUCUUACAUCAGGGCAUGGUUGCAAAUUAACAAUAGAAGGCUUUGAAUACCCUUCUGUAAAAAAGUCAUCUUUGGGUUGCCAUUUUUUCAUGAGUUUUUUCCAAAAUAUAAGGCAAAGUUGAGCAAAUUUUGUAUUGACAGUUACUUUGAAAAUCAGAAAAUUAUAACUUUAGUCCCUCAUACAAGUAAAUCUAGAUAUCAUAUCUAGAAAAGUGAGGAAAUUUUGUACAUUUUUUUUUCAUGGAAACAUUUUUAAAAUUGUAUGAGUCCAUUUAAGUGACUUCACUUCUUGAGCAGGGACUAGAAUGGAGUAAGUGAAAUUAGGGAGAUGAGGGUGGGGACAUGAUCUAAAAACAAGACUCCAGGUGUAAAAUUUUUUUCACUCAAAUAUCUCAGGUUUAAAAAUUUGCCCCCACCCCUCACCCCUCACCUCUCUUAAACCUCAACACCCUAACAUCAUUAUGCAUAUUCUCCAUACUGUUCUCCAUAAAUUUCUUAAGGUGCUGGAAGGAGAACUUGUCUAACAAUCAAGAGCCACUUUAAUUGGUGAUCAGUUCCUUUAUUCUCGUGAGUAAUGUGCGAUUGAGAGGCAACAUUGUAAGGAGAAAUUAGAUGGUAAUCACUUUUGUGACAGCAACAGUGUUCAGGUAAAAAUGUUGCGUUUUUCUCUUUAUCAGGAACAAGCUGUGAACCGAUGGGAAUUUCCUGCAGACCAGUUUGUUAGAUAUAAGUUUGUAUAUCUUUUUGCAAGAUUAUCUUUAUCAAGUACUGGUUAUUUUUUUAUCUUUUCAUGAAUAGAACACAACAGAAUUGUACAAGCCAUAGGGCAAGUGAAAUUUGUAGUCUUCGAAAAAUUUACAAUUGCUUAUUUAAACCAAACUGCAUGAGAAAUCAUGUUGUUACCUAUUAAUGUAUGAGAAAAAAUAAUCACAGAAGGUUCAGUCUGGUGAGAAUUCAACAGUUCACAUGUUAUUUUUAAUUUGCACUCAUGUGACAUGAAAAAUGCACCUGUUUUCAGCCAAUUAGAUGUUCAUAAUUUUUUUUAUGUAUAUCAUAGCAGAUCAAAAAUUGAUUCUUACAGUCUCCUGUGGGAGGCACUAGUUGAAGUUUGUGUACAAUAAAUAUUAAAAUUGUCACCCUUUUCCCCAUUUUCUGUCAGGUCGUUCAGAUCUUUUGUCCCACUCCUCCAGUGCGCUAUGCCUGCUGUGCAGAUGUGGGCUUUGUGGGGAAUCAUAAAUGUCUGCACCACUAACAGUAAGCACCUCUUGAUCUCAAAUUGUUUGAACAGUCCCCUGGCUAAUAAACAACUCAGACAGGAUGAUGCAUUUGAUUUUUGUAAGGCUGAGCUUAGAUAGAAACCUCUAUUUGACCCCAUUGAUGGUGCUGACAUAAAUCCCAACCCCCCAGUGCAAUCCUUUCUGUGCAGGUCAGGCAGGGUACCUUGAAGUUUGCUCAAUUGGUCAUGUAAUGUAUAGCAAGCAAAUCUAGCUAUGAUCAUCCUAAAAUUCUUGCCUUAUUUACACUCAAGAUUUAGGAGCUGGUCUUGUUAUGCUUAAUUGGUAGACAACUGUCACAAUUUAUUGAAUUUGGGACACAAACUUGCACACCUUUCUCAUAUGAACAUGGAAAAGUUUAACCCUUUGACCUACAGUUUCUCCUUACAAUAUCACACAUAAAGGUCAUGAGAAGAAAGGAAAUGAUCAACAACAAAAGAAGUUCUUAAUUUUUAAACCAAUGCUCCUUGUUAAUACAUGUCUUACAAAAGACAAGAUUGAAAACUUUUGGCAAAAGUUUUCAAGAUAUGUAAGUGUGAUGCAGUCCUAUUAUGAAGAUUACCUACUCAUGGCAAUGAAAUGAUCAAGAGCUGAAUUGACAGACAAUCAACUCAUCACAAAUCUAAUCUUUUUUUGCAGUGCAACAUUAUGACCCUCUUCUUUCUGAUGUUGAAAUCCCAGAUAUUGUUCAGAGGGUCUUAAAAACAUCACACAAUGGAGUCAGAGAGCUGGCACAAAAGCUUUUAAAUACUGUGGUCAAUUUUGAGCCAAGUCAGAAAAAGAGAAAAUCUUAACUAUUGUGAAGGGACUUUCAAUGACAACCUUAUAACAUUUGACUGGGAUUAAGUUUACUUUUUGACGCUUAAAAAGCAAUAUUAUC